AUGUCAACAUGCAAGCAGAACAAGACUGCUGAGCCAGACAAUUCAACUGUGUCUGGUGAUGACAAAGUUGAAGAGGUCUUGCAGCCAGUAAACUUAGUCACCGCACAGGCCAAAGAAGAUGAACACAAGAAGGCACAUUUUGAGAAGAAGUACAAAGUAUCAGAGCACACAGAUACGGAAGUUCUAAAGCUUCAGCAAGCCUUGUAG
Messenger RNA from Phanerochaete carnosa HHB-10118-sp, 207 nucleotides. RefSeq lists its product as uncharacterized. The transcript has 2 exons. Lineage: Eukaryota; Fungi; Basidiomycota; Agaricomycetes; Polyporales; Phanerochaetaceae. The record is from RefSeq and is a predicted model, not a curated record. Bases 1 to 207 code for a protein of 68 amino acids.